AUGAGCAGCUCUACAUACGUAUUACACGCUACCUGGGUGAGCUUCCCUGGUGGCUCAGAGGGUAAAGAAUCUGCCUGCAAUGCAGGAGACCCGGGUUUGAUCCCUGGGUCAGGAAGAUCCCCUGGAGGAGGGCCUGGCACCCACUCCAGUGCUCUUGCCUGGGGAAUCCCAUGGACGGAGGAGCCCGGGGGGGUUCAGUUCAUGGGGUCGCAGAGUUGGGCACGACUGAGUGACUUCACUUUCACCUCAGUGGGCCGCAGUGAAGGCCCCUCAGGCGGCUCCCGGGGAAGAGCAAAGAGGCCGAACAGGACCCCUGCGCCCACUGGCCUCUUUUACUCACUCACUAUUGGCCCCACACUCCCCAAGGGCAAAGUCUUGUCCUUCAUCUCCAGAGUCUUACGUGUGGCGAGUGGACAGCGGGACUUGCUGGGAUAA
Messenger RNA from Rangifer tarandus platyrhynchus (Svalbard reindeer), 435 nucleotides. NCBI's taxonomy places the organism in Eukaryota, Metazoa, Chordata, Mammalia, Artiodactyla, Cervidae. The record is from the annotation of a GenBank genome assembly.